AUGAGUUCGAGUGGAAUCCAAAUUCGCUUCGAGGACGCAUCCAGGGAGGCUGGGCAACAAAAGCAAUAUGCACGUCAUAAAAAAGAAAACGUUUCACCAGUUCCGGGACUCCUGCAGACUUCGCCUACAGACAAGCCUGUCACAGCAGUGACUUUGCAACAAACUCACAAAACCUCCACCUCCAUCGCUUCCAUUCUCAGUCUCCCCAGCGCUCCAGUCGAUUUCACCGCGACGGGCACCUCCGCUGCCGCUGUCAGUUCCACCACUUCGCCCCCACUGGUCUUCUCCUCGGGCAGUCUGUUGACACUCAGUCGGUCCGAAAGUUGCCUUGACACCUCACUUUCGACUGCUUCCAGUUCUAACACAUCGAUUACAUCGUCCUCUCUGCCGACCACACCCACAAUUGUCGAACCGCAACGAUCAUCGCAACCAUCCGCGACAAUGCAACAGUUUCCACAGCCCUCAAGCACACAGGCAGCUACGUCUAUCAUUUGUUCCACACCAACACGUAGGCGACACAGAACAACAUUUAGUCAAGAACAACUCGAUGAACUGGAGUCCGCAUUCCGCAAGUCACACUACCCGGAUAUUUACUGUCGUGAAGAGCUUGCCAAAAUGACAAAACUACAGGAAGCCAGGAUCCAGGUACAGUGA
Molecule: messenger RNA, 654 nt
Organism: Mesocestoides corti
Lineage: Eukaryota; Metazoa; Platyhelminthes; Cestoda; Cyclophyllidea; Mesocestoididae
Source: the annotation of a GenBank genome assembly